AUGCCUCGCGGUAGAGAACCCACUUCAGAAACAGAAACGAAACAGCCGGUUUCGCGGUCUGCGAACAAAGCCAGAUCUCAGGCAGCCCAAUCUGCUCAGCAGGAGUUUUUGGCUCGUCAUAUAAAUAGCAAUGGACCUCAAGAUAAACCAAAAGUUCAUCCGCUCGAUUUUUCCAGUCUUCCAGAUAAGGCAAUUCGAUCGUAUAUGACCAAGCAUUCGUUGCAGUAUCCGGAACCUUCGUCGCUCAAUGCAGAUAUCCUCAAUCUGCACAUCGGGAAGAAGACGCAUUCGUAUAAAAAGUCGCUGCAAACAUUGAUGCCAAAACGAGAGUUGGCGGAAAAAAUGAGAGAUCACUUUUUGGCGCUUCCAUUUCGAGAAAACGAGAUCAUCACCAACUUCUUGUACAAGGUGAAGAACCAGGACCGGGACUUUAAGUUGACUUUUUGA
Molecule: messenger RNA, 447 nt
Organism: Meyerozyma guilliermondii ATCC 6260
Lineage: Eukaryota; Fungi; Ascomycota; Pichiomycetes; Serinales; Debaryomycetaceae
Exons: 1
Coding region: 1-447 (148 amino acids)
Molecular function (GO): protein binding
Source: RefSeq, a predicted model, not a curated record